CUAGCAAUUUACAUUAUAUAACAAACUAUUGUCUUUCACCAACCAUCUUCUUCCUUCAUCAACUCUCAAGAAAAAGAAGAAAAAAGAAAAACUCUUAGACAAGUUUUGUUUUGUUGUGUGUGUGUGUUUCUUUGACCACAAUGAGGUAUAGAAUGGAAAGAUUUGUGCUUCUUCCAUUUUCUGUUGGUUGCAUCUCUGAAUCAAGUGUUGCAAUUGGUCAUCAGCAGCAGAACCAUAAAAGUUCAUGCCCUGAACCCAUAUUAACUCCCACAAGAAGCCAAAAAGAAGGGAAAGAAGAAGAGGAAGAUGAUGAGAAAAGCUUGGAGGGUGAAAUGAAGAGCCCAUUGGGCCUUAUGGCCCUUCCCAAAUUUCAGAGGCUUUUUAAGAAUUUCAAGAACUUUUCUCAGCUAUUUGUGGACAAAGAUGAAAUGGAAGAAGAAGAAGAAGAUGAAAUGGGGAUGGAAAUAGGAUUACCAACAGAUGUGAAGCAUGUAACACACAUUGGAAUGGAUGGUGGUGCUGCUACUUCAAUCCUUAAUUCAACAAGGACUAAUUGGGAUUAUCAUCUUAAUCUCAAAUCUCCUAAUCAUGAUUUACUCACUAAAUUCCCUUCUAAUUUCCCUUUGUCUCCUUUUGCCAAUAUGGCUAGUCACUCCCCUAAUAACACACCCAUGGCUUCCUCCUUUUAAUUAAAAUUAAAUUCUAAGAGAUCAAUUUGUGCCAAACUAUAUAAACCAUUGGGACUAAAAUGAAAAUUUGUAUCAAUGCUAGCUUUUGGUUCUUGCCAAAAGUAUUGUACUGUGAUGAUUACUUGCUUAUAUAGUUUGUUGGGUGUGGGAAAAAUAUCAAA
This is a messenger RNA of Lycium ferocissimum, 850 nucleotides long. RefSeq names its product CRIB domain-containing protein RIC4-like. Lineage: Eukaryota; Viridiplantae; Streptophyta; Magnoliopsida; Solanales; Solanaceae. The coding region runs from base 141 to 689 and encodes 182 amino acids. The transcript is spliced from 3 exons. The record is from RefSeq and is a predicted model, not a curated record.